CACAUAAGGACUGCUCAGCUCGCUUUCUAUUUUGUGUUUCUCCCUCCUCCUCCCCCACUCUCUUCAUCUUCCCGCAUCUGUCUAUCGCGGUCUCUGUUCAAUUGCAGCAGCUCAGCUCGUAAAUUUUGAUGCCAUAUGGCUCCUAUGAAGGGCAUCCUGUCUCUACAAAAGACUGCUUUGUUUCAGCGCUCCAGUGAGAAUUUUGGCCUCGUGCGUAGAUUACUUAGCACACAGGCUGCUACACCUUCUGCCACCCCACAGCCUCCGCCCCCUCCGCCACCUCCAGAGAAGACCCACUUUGGCGGCCUGAAAGAUGAGGACCGUAUCUUCACUAAUGUAUAUGGUUUGCAUGAUCCUUUCCUGAAAGGUGCAAUGAAACGUGGAGACUGGUACAGGACAAAAGAUCUAGUUGUCAAAGGAGCUGAUUGGAUUGUCAAUGAAAUGAAGAAAUCGGGACUUCGAGGCCGUGGUGGUGCUGGUUUUCCCUCUGGACUUAAAUGGUCCUUUAUGCCAAAGGCAUCUGAUGGCCGCCCUUCCUAUCUUGUUGUUAAUGCUGAUGAAAGUGAACCUGGAACAUGUAAAGAUAGAGAAAUUAUGCGACAUGAUCCCCAUAAACUGCUAGAAGGUUGUCUUAUAGCGGGAGUUGGGAUGAGGGCUAGAGCUGCAUAUAUUUAUAUUCGUGGUGAGUAUGUGAAUGAAAGACUGAAUCUCGAGAAGGCCAGGAAAGAAGCUUAUGCAGCUGGAUUGUUGGGAAAGAAUGCAUGUGGAUCAGGUUAUGAUUUUGAUGUGCAUAUCCACUUUGGUGCUGGUGCUUAUAUAUGUGGCGAAGAGACAGCUCUAUUAGAGAGCCUUGAGGGUAAGCAAGGAAAGCCCAGGUUGAAGCCUCCUUUUCCAGCCAAUGCUGGGCUAUAUGGUUGCCCCACAACUGUUACGAACGUUGAAACAGUGGCUGUUUCACCCACCAUUUUGAGGCGGGGCCCGGAAUGGUUUGCUAGUUUUGGCAGGAAAAACAAUUCUGGAACAAAACUUUUCUGCAUAUCAGGGCAUGUAAAUAAACCUUGUACUGUUGAAGAGGAGAUGAGUAUUCCAUUGAAAGAGCUUAUAGAGAGACACUGUGGUGGUGUUCGUGGUGGAUGGGACAAUUUACUUGCUGUUAUUCCCGGCGGUUCAUCUGUUCCACUGAUUCCCAAGCACUUAUGUGAGGAUGUGCUCAUGGAUUUCGAUGCUCUUAAAGCCGUCCAGUCAGGGUUGGGAACUGCUGCUGUCAUUGUGAUGGAUAAGUCCACUGAUGUUGUUGAUGCCAUUGCUAGGCUCUCUUACUUUUAUAAGCAUGAGAGUUGCGGCCAGUGUACACCUUGCAGAGAAGGUACUGGAUGGCUCUGGAUGAUUAUGGAGAGAAUGAAAGUAGGAAACGCAAAGCUAGAGGAGAUUGACAUGCUCCAGGAAGUGACCAAGCAGAUUGAAGGGCACACCAUUUGUGCAUUGGGAGAUGCUGCUGCUUGGCCAGUUCAGGGACUUAUUAGGCACUUUAGGCCAGAAAUGGAGAGGAGGAUCAGGGAGAGGGCGGACAGAGAGUUACGACAGGCUGCUGCUGCUUGAUCCUACUAUGCAGGGAUCACAUUUACUGUUAGAUUACAUCGAAUAAGCUCUUAGAAGUGGAGAGAUUUCAGAAUUUGAUCCGUUCUUCCAGCCACAUGUGCAACUUUGAUUUGCAUUAAAAUUAUACUUUUAUAUGUUCCAAGUUCUUCAUUCAGCUAAGCAUGUGAGCUGAAGUUUCAUUCUAUCUGGAUUUUUAUUGCUUGAAGAACCUUUCAAACAGUUUGUCCGUGUGUAAUUCUGGCAAUAAUUUUUGAAGGAUGUUCAUGUCUUUAUACCGAAAACUAUUGAUUGCUCAUAUCUCACGGACAUAAUGUUUAAUUUGAUUCCUGUUGAUGACUA
Salvia hispanica is the source of this 1938-nucleotide messenger RNA. The record is from RefSeq and is a predicted model, not a curated record. NCBI's taxonomy places the organism in Eukaryota, Viridiplantae, Streptophyta, Magnoliopsida, Lamiales, Lamiaceae.